Blepharisma stoltei is the source of this 1218-nucleotide messenger RNA. The record is from the annotation of a GenBank genome assembly. Lineage: Eukaryota; Ciliophora; Heterotrichea; Heterotrichida; Blepharismidae.
AUGAGAGUAAUCCUACCCGAAAUUUUUUGGCAUGGCAAUCGAGAGAGAAUUAUGUCUUUGGACUUCCAAAGUUCUUCAACCCCUCAGUUAGCAACUUGUGGAGCUGACUUAGUUUUAGGCAUCUACAUUCGUAUCUGGCAAAUAAAUCUCUUUAACAAUGAACUGAUUCCACAGCAUAUUGAUGAUUUGGCGGGAACACAUGAGCGAUGUGUAAACGUCGUUAAAUUUUCCCCUGAUGGAAAAUUAUUAGCUUCAGGCAGUGAUGAUGGCUGUGUCGUUAUCUGGGAAAAGAAAUUAAAACCAGUCUUUGGAGAAGACCGUGAAGAAAUUGGCUGGGGGUCCAAAAGAGUUUUACGUGGACACGUAGGAGAAAUCCAUGAUUUAUGCUGGAGUGAGACAGGGAAGUAUAUUGCUACAGCAAGUAUGGACGGAUCUGCUAUAAUUUUUGAUGUAGAAAGAGCUAAAGUUAUACAGAGAUUAGAAGGACACAAGCAUGUGCAAGGGAUUUCUUGGCAUAGCGGGUAUUUGGCUACUAUGUCAACAGAUAGGACUUUAAGAAUUUUUAAGCAAUCAAAGAAGGGUUUUUAUAUCAAACACUCAGUCAGAGAUUAUGAGAAAAACAAGCUCUUCCAAGAACAAGGCCAAGCUUCAGCAUUUUUUAGAAGGCUUGCAUUCAGUCCUUGUGGGAGCUUAUUAAUUGCCCCAGCUGGGCUCUCAGGAGACAUUCCUGUUGCUCACUGCUUCUUUAAAAAGCAAUUUACUGUUCCAAGUAUAACAUUCCCAAUAAAUAUAACAAACCAAGAAAAAGCAAGUGCAGUUUGUGUCAAAUUUUGUCCUUUCUUUUAUAAAGCAAAUGAUACACAGCUGAUUGCAGGUCUUGAGCAUAAACUUGUGUGGGCAGUUGCUACAAAAGACUCAGUUUUGAUAUAUGAUAGUGAGCAUGCAACUCCAAUAGGAGCAAUUACAAAUGCCCAUUAUGCUCCGUUAACAGACCUAGCUUGGUUUGGCGAUAAACUAUUAGCAGUAAGCAGCAUUGAUGGGUACGUUUCCUUUGUAGUCUUCGAAGAAGGAGAGCUUGGUAUCAGAAUUACUGCAGAAGUUAAAGAAGAAAAAAGCCAAGAUAUGGAAAUUGAAGAAGAAGUUGAAGUUAAAGACGACAGCUCCAAAAAAGACACUGGAAAACGAAGAAUCUGCCCAGUCGCUGUUGUAGGUAAUUAA